CCGCAGCCUCAGCUGAACGCCGGGGAGGCGCAGGAGGAGCCGACACCCACGUGGCCAACCUCUGCGCAGCAUGCCGCGCACCGGCUGUGGCAUCCGGAGUGGGCCGAGGCGGCGGGCGAGAAGACCGUGCGCAGUCGGAGCUCGCGCAAGCGGGUCAGGCUCUACUGCAGCUGGUUCUGCCCGUUUGCGCAGCGGGCGUGGAUCGCCUGCGAGGCCAAGGGCCUCGACCACCAGUACGUCGAGAUCGAGCCGUACGAGCUGGACGAGCGCGAGCCCGGCGGCUACACGAAGCGCCAGUUGCCUAUCUCGGUGAAGCGCCAGCGUUACCCUGACUUCGUAGCCGCGUCGCCGCGAGGACUCGUCCCGGCAAUGGACGCGUACGGCGAGCUUCUGUCCGAUUCGCUUCCGUUGUGCGAGUACAUCGACGAGAAGUUCGACGGCCCGCCGCUGCUCCCGCCGAGGGGCAGCGCCCUCGCCCGCGCGAGCGUACGCAUCUGGAUAGCGCACUGCGCCGAGCACAUCCAGAAGCCGUACUACACGCUGCUGAUGGAGCAGGAGCCCGCGCGGAGAGAGGCUGCCCAGGCGAAGAUGCUCGAUGGCGUGCGCGCGCUCGCGGCGGCGAUGGCGCCCGCCGCGUCGGGUCCAUUCUUCUUGGGCGCGCAGUUCUCGUUGUUCGAGGUCGCGCUCGCGCCGUUCUGGCAGCGCUACAUCUGGGUUGGCUCGCACUACCGCGGCCUCGCAUUCCCAGACCUGGAACCGCCCUUCGAGCGCAUGGCCGCGUGGUGGGCGGCGGUCGAGGCACAUCCGGCGGUAUCGGCGACGCUGGUGUGCCGAGCGCGGCUCGUCUCGUCGUACACGACUACGAGCGCAACAGGGGCACCUCCGACUUUGCCAAGUCGAUGCAGCCAGCUCUGA
Molecule: messenger RNA, 915 nt
Organism: Prorocentrum cordatum
Lineage: Eukaryota; Dinophyceae; Prorocentrales; Prorocentraceae
Source: the annotation of a GenBank genome assembly